Messenger RNA from Drosophila albomicans, 634 nucleotides. RefSeq names its product thioredoxin-1. The transcript has a single exon. Bases 105 to 434 code for a protein of 109 amino acids. The record is from RefSeq and is a predicted model, not a curated record. Lineage: Eukaryota; Metazoa; Arthropoda; Insecta; Diptera; Drosophilidae. Gene Ontology annotation, molecular function: protein-disulfide reductase activity.
ACUAACAAGCUGUGCCAAUAUUAAAGAAAAAUUAAGCGCGUAACAACGUAAAAACGCAUUGUGAAAUUUGUCAAAUAACAGUUCGAAGAAAUACAAUAUUCAGUAUGAACACCAUAACCACCAUUCGCAGCAUCAACGACUUCAACAAACGCAUCGAUUCGGCCGAAGGCAAAGUGGUGGUGCUUGAUUUUUAUGCAACAUGGUGCGGUCCCUGUAAGGAAAUCGAGAAGACGGUGAAAUCACUGGCCCGUCAAUAUGAGGGCAAGGUGAUAUUCCUGAAGGUCAAUGUGGACAAAUACGAUGAACUGGUGCAAAGGUACAAAGUGCGCAGCAUGCCAACAUUUGUCUUCCUGAGAGGCGCUCGACGCCUGGGCUCCAUUAUCGGGGCUGAUGAGCACAAACUGGUGAAGAUGCUGGCCAAGGUGGGCAAGUGAGGGAACGUUCGUCGUCCCCAUAACUUUCUCUCGAUACUCCUUCCACGACGCUGGGCGUCGAUAAUAUUUAACUUUAAACGUUCGAUAAUGUAAUAAUGUAAUUGUGAUUGUAUUUUAAAUUUGUGUAAUGUGUAACUUGACUUAAAAUAGAUGUAAGCAAGAGUAAGCUCAAAUAAAACUCCAGCAUUAUGACAAAUUAA